GGGGCGGCUGGUGUAGUAGCACUGCAGAGCCGCAGCUCUUAUUUGACGUACACCAAGUGGCUUCUGAACCCUCCAACUUAUUUUCUAUUUUUUUUCCUAUGCUGCACGAAUACAAGAAAUUGUGAUUGCCAGGAAUCACCAUAGUUUACUCGCAUACUGCCUUAGUCAACAGUGUUGAAUACUGCGAUCUGCGCAUGCGUUUUUGGUAGUUCUAGAACUACAAAGUAGCAUCCCCAACAAUUUCCGCCUAACCUCCUCCUCAUUUAAAACCCUUUUUUUGAAUGGAAAUCUGUGCUGCAGUAUUGAUAGCACUCAGUCUGGUGUUAUACGUUGUAAGGGAAAUAUGUCGCCGUUGGAACGAUACGUACAUUCAUUGAAUGCGUACUAGCAUACUCAGUCUUACUCCGGGCGCUGUGGAGGUCUAUUACGUCGCCGACGGUAUAUUACCAUCGUGGAUGUGGUCCACAACCUUAAUAACGUGAAGAAGUUUUCAUCGUGCUUUUAUGAAGAAAAACUUAAUUUAAAAGUACAGGAUCGGUCAAUGCCAGGGACUACAAUAACUAAAGCUGGUAUAUCCCGAACGGAUAAAGUCACACAACUGUUGUGCAGCACGUGCCGUCAAAUUACGUUAAAAACAUACAAGUUUAGAAUGACCUCAAUGAAAAAUGAUAGAGAUCUAAAGGCGAAUUACGUCUGUCCCAACACGGUUCCAGCAGCUUCCAACUCUGCACCCCCUGAAAAAGACACCUUUGCACCCAACAACAUGGCUGAGGCUCCCUGUAAAACUGUCGGUUCUAUCAAGUACAAACGUGCGCAUCCUUCAGUCAGAAAAGCGGCCCAUGAAAAUCCAGGAGUGAUAAUUCCAACAAAAUGUUUAAAACUGCACAUCGGAGCAUAUAUCACAUUGCUGACGGAUGAAGUUGACGAAUGGUACAAAGAGCGUAAUUAUAGUGACGCCGAAAUCGCAAAAUUGAAAAUACAAGCAUACGAAUUGGCAAUUAGCGAUGAUAACAUCGAGCCUAAGAAACGAAAAUUGAAUCCGAAUGAGAAAAAAUCUAAGAAGAGUUCGACUGGAAGUUUAAAGGGAAAUGGAAGACUAAGUGUUGAUUCCGAAAGUUCUCGACCGGAAAGUGCCUGUUCGAAUAGUACAGACAAAUCAAACAAACUGACGAAAGGACAAAGUGCAGUAGGUGUUAAGAUGGACGUUCGGUUUGUGCGGGAUAAUCUUCACACUCUUGUUGGAGAUGUUGAUAAAAAGGUAUCACCUGAAAAAUCGGACACUAAAUGUGUUAAAAACAAAGUCGCGGCUUGCAGUAAAACAGAGACUGCUGUUAGUGUUGAAGUACUUCAACGAAAAUUAAAUACUAUAUGUGCUGGAAGAGAAUCAGUUGACAAUCCAGUUAGUGACACUAACAAGAAUGUACUUCGUCAGAAUUCUGAUGUUAAAUCGAAUAAUCAACUACUUCUUAAAAAUGGUAUGGCACAAUUGGGGCCUAUUCUGCAUGAUGUACUCAACAAAUCGAAACAAAUGGAUAAAUCAAAUGAAGGAACAAUAUUAACGGACACUCUUCAAAGGACAGAAUCUAUGAAACACAAAAUCGAGGUUAAUGGGAAUUUACAUCUUGAUGUAUCUUGUCUAGCCAAAAAUAUCAAACCAAAAGAAAAUCAAAGAGAACCAUCUCCUACAAAGGAAGAUUCUGGCUUACUGACUAAACCUGCGGCAGCUUUCACCGAUUACACAUGGCUUGUUCUUUCCGAUUCGGAAGACAUAGAGAGAGGGGAAAAUUGCUCAGACAGCGAUCCUGUAGUCCCAGAUAUCGAUAGUGGAAGUACUUCAAACGAUUCUACAAAACUGCUUGCAAAUCAAUCCACGAAACUGCCCGAAAACACUGAUAAGGCUACAUUCACAGAAGCUUUGGAUUUAGUACCGAAAAAUAGUAACAUGCCUGAUUUGUCGUUGGUAUCUCUCGUUCCCAAAUCCCACAAACUAUAUACUUGUAAAGUUUGUGAUUCGCAAAAAUCUAGUCUUAAAGAACUCAAAAAUCACGAAAGGAGAAUUCACACGAAAUGUCCUUUCUGCAGUAAAAGAUUUCGAUCAUUAGUCCAUCGAGAUGAACACGUUAGAACAAGCUGUCGCAUAAAUAAAAGUCCAGUGAAAUUAAAAAUUCCGAAACUUCAGUUAGUUAGAAUUGAUGAAGUUGAGGAAAUAAAAAAGAAGUAUCUUUUUGAUUUAAAAACUGGAGAAGUAAAUGAGAAGGAAGAAAAUAACGCUGUCGAAAAAGAGAGUGACAGUGAUGAUUCAGAAGGUAGGCUUGUAAUUUGUGAUCCGGCAACAGUUAAAGCCAUUAGCGAAUUGGAAAAUUUUAUUAAUGAAACUGAAGUCGUCCCAGAUAGACAAACGCCAGAAGUAGUGAAUAACGGACAGAUUGACGACAAUAACGACAUCAUAUGUAUUUCAGAUGAAGAAACCGAAACGCCUGCAGUACAACCCAACACGUCUCCACAAAGCUCCAAAAAGCAAAUGAUAAAUGUAGUAAGCAAUGAACUCCUGAAAAAAAUCAAGAUCCAUGACACCGACGUUAACAUUCUAAAACGCAUUUUAUCUCUUUCAAAAUCAAACGUAGAUAAGAAAACCGACAACUCCUCUCUUUUGGACAACCCCAUCGUGAACGGGAAUACCAACCGGAUCAAAAUCUUCAAAAACCUCCGCAAACAUCUCAAACGCUACAAAAUUCCUAUCCAAGUUCAAUACGGGCCGACUGUAUCCGUUGAAUACAAACCCACCAAAGCACCGCCUACGAAAAAACGUAAUGACUUGUGGUUUACCGCAAUACCCCGAGAAAUCCGACCUUUGGUACCAAAGCCAUCUCCAAAAAAUACCCUCACUUAUACCUUUUUCAACGGUCAAGCUGCUGUAGUGACAACGACCUCGAAUCAACUUGUAAACAACGCUUCGCAGAAAGUCAUCACAAGUCCCGUAACAACAUUAGCUAGCACGUCCAUUCUGCUAAACCGUACUCAGAAUAUCUGUACAAGCAGCACUAAUAACAACAUUACGAAUAUUAUCCUCGUUCCAAGUAAUUUAGUGUCGCUAUCGACCACACAAGGAACUUUUCCUGUCUUAAGUCAUACUAAUCCGGUGACUAUGCGGAAUGACCAACCGAGUGCUAGUACGAUUGAUUCGCUUCGUUCAAUAACUGAUGCGUUGAUGCCACCAAGUCGUGUAUUGAGUGAAAAUUCUAAUGAACAGAAUACUUCAAAAGAAAAGACUCUUCAACCAGCUAUUAGGGUUAAAAAUCUCCAAGAAUUGUCUUAACUUUUGUAAUUUUUAUUUUUACAAUAAUAAAUAAUAAUGAAUGCGUA
Messenger RNA from Tribolium madens (black flour beetle), 3363 nucleotides. RefSeq lists its product as uncharacterized. Lineage: Eukaryota; Metazoa; Arthropoda; Insecta; Coleoptera; Tenebrionidae. The record is from RefSeq and is a predicted model, not a curated record. The transcript is spliced from 3 exons. Bases 542 to 3316 code for a protein of 924 amino acids. Gene Ontology annotation, cellular component: nucleus. Gene Ontology annotation, molecular function: zinc ion binding.